AUGGCAGAGGAGCACAGCGAGCUGGAGGAGCGGAUCAUCAUCAAGGACCAGCACACCAAGGAGAUCGACCUGGUCAACAGAGACCCCAAGCACAUCAACGAGGACGUGGUGAAGGUGGAUUUUGAGGAUGUGAUAGCUGAGCCCCUGGGAACUUACAGCUUCGACGGCGUCUGGAAAACCAGCUACACCACCUUCACCGUCAGCAAGUACUGGUGCUACCGGCUGCUCUCUGCCAUCCUGGGCAUCCCCCUGGCCGUCAUCUGGGGCUUCCUCUUCGCCCUCAUCUCCUUCUGCCACAUCUGGGCAGUGGUGCCCUGCAUCAAGAGCUACCUGAUCGAGAUCCAGUGCGUCAGCCGGAUCUACUCCCUGUGCAUCCACACCUUCUGUGACCCGCUCUUUGAGGCGCUCGCCAAGAUCUGCAGCAACAUCCGAGUGGCUGUCCGCAAGGAGAUUUAGGUCCCAGCAGCUGCCCCAGCAGCCCUCACACAACCCCCUCUGUGCAGGCUGCCUGCCCUCAGGCACACGGACAUCCCUGUGAGGGAUCUGCACACAGACACCUCUGUCCAGUGAGGGAUCUGCACACAGACACCUCUGUCCAGUGAGGGAUCUGCACAUGGACACCCCUGUCCAGUGAGGGAUCUGCACAUGGACA
This is a messenger RNA of Vidua chalybeata, 652 nucleotides long. It is a transcript of the gene CAV3, whose product is annotated as caveolin 3. NCBI's taxonomy places the organism in Eukaryota, Metazoa, Chordata, Aves, Passeriformes, Viduidae. The transcript has 2 exons. Bases 1 to 456 code for a protein of 151 amino acids. Gene Ontology annotation, cellular component: caveola. Gene Ontology annotation, biological process: regulation of membrane depolarization during cardiac muscle cell action potential; caveola assembly. The record is from RefSeq and is a predicted model, not a curated record. Gene Ontology annotation, molecular function: molecular adaptor activity; transmembrane transporter binding; connexin binding.